ACGUCCCAGGGCAGGUCGGAGCAGUGGCAUUCAGGUGGCUGGGACGCGACGAGAAGCACCUGGCAGGAGCCGGACUACAAGCCUGGCGAGCAGCAGUGGGCUUCUUCGCGAUCCACCUGGACUCCGGCUUCGACCUGGGAGAGCUACGGGGACAGGCAUUGGAAAGACGAGCAUUGGGGCGACUGGUCAUCCGGAUGGAGAUGGAACGACAACUACAAGGACAGCAAGUGGGAGCCCAAUAAGCGCCACUCCGGACAUGAUGACGACCGCCCCAGCACAAACACUGGCAAGGACUUCGCCGACCCCGAGAUAUGGAGAGGCUGGGGGGACUACCGCAUGUGGCGCCGCACGGUGCUGCGCUGGAGAACACUGACGGACGUUCCCUCCCACAAGCAGGCUGAUCGCCUCUUCCGCUCUCUUGAUCAAGACCUUCAACGGAAGCUCGAGGACCUCGACGACGACACGCUGUGCAGCUCAUGGGGUUUCGACGCCAUCGUCAAACGCCUUGACCUGAUGUCUGGUGAAAGACACGGCGACGAGCGACGGAAGGUCGCUCGAGAGUGCUUACUGGAUUAUUCACGCAAGCAGGGAGAUAAUCUCACCGAAUAUUGUGCACGUGUGGACACGGCCUUCGACAGGGUAGCUACCCAGGGGCUGCCGCUUCCAGACGAGUGGAAACUGAUGUUCCUGGAGGAAGGAGUUUCUCUCGACGAGCGCUCGGCGCAGAUGGUCAAGGUGCUCAUGAGGGACCAGAAGGACUACAAGUCGGCUCUCUCGGCCAUUCGGGAGAUGGACAUCUCCCAUCGAGAGCAUCUCAAGGCACGCAGGACCUACGCCACUAUGGGCUCGGAAGCACCCCCACCUCAGGUGCCUACCUAUCAGGUCGAGCGCGACGACGAGUCCCUGCUCGACUACUCGGAUGUCUCCUCCAUGGACUCAGACGGGGACGCAGAGGUCUGGGCGAUCCUGGAGUCGGCCGACGUCGGGGAGGACGACGCGCCUGCAGCGCUGGCCGCCAUUAACCAGGAGCGCCGCAAGACGUGGGAGCAGAACCGCGACUUGAAGAGACAGCUGAAGACCGACCGGAAGUUCUACGAUAGGUCUGGCCAGGGCCGUGGCAGUGAUGGGCGCGAGAAGGCUCGCAGGCCCGGCCGCAGGGCGGCAGACGGCACGUUCAGGGCGCGGAAGAGCAUUGAGGGUAGCAUGGAGGUGCUGGAGCUGGAUGUCCUGGACCAGGUGGGCAAGUUUUCGGUUCCCGCCAAAGACUUUAAAGCUCCGGCCUCCGUGUUUAGGUUCCAGAACAGGUCCGCUAAGGGGUCUGGAGUCGGGCGGCACUUCCGACUACGCGCUGAGCGGUACGUGUACUUCGGGAAUCGCCAGGGCUUUGAGUUCCAGGUCGAGACGUUUCAGAGCCAGGGGAUGGUCGACAGCGCGGGGUUGGAGGUGGCCGACGUGGGCCACGAGGAGCGGCCACAUACGAUGACGGACCGCAUGCAGAGCCAGACGGACUCAGCCUGGGUCUACGGGGCCACCGGGACCUACGUCCCGGAGAACCUCAACAAGGGCGAGAAGGGAUGGGCCUGCUUGGCCGGGUGGGUGCUAUAUUGGUCGGCGCGUCUGGCCGAGGAGUUCGGGAGUAUGUGCCGCGCCAAGCGCUUCUGGCCGACCAACCUGCCCAAGUCUCUUCGUCGCCUCUCGGAGGCGUACGAGACGUGUUGGCACCCACCGACGCUCGUGAACUACGGAGCCAACUCAUGGGGGAAGUGGUUCGUAUGCAGCGGGUGCACGAUGAGGGUCGGAUACUGGGAGCUGAGGCCGACAAAAGGUACCGUGAAAGAGGAGAAGAUGUGCCUGUGCAAGAAGAAGGACGCCGCGUGCACGCUGCGUGGACAAGGUUGGGCUCAGGGCGCGACCGCCGAGCCACAGUGGCAGGCCUUGAUAUGCGUGCCCAAGCCACCUCCUGGGGCCGAGAGGGCUCCGUUGCCUCUUCACCCGGGCAUGAUGGCCGGAGGUCUGGCGGGCGGCUCAGUCAUGACGGCUCGGCAGCCGGCGUAUCAGCGAGUGGCGGAGGACGCGGCGAAGGUCACCGAGGCGCUGCAGAAGGAUCAGGCGGAACAGAGGUCCGCAGCAGCAGCAGCUCGCCGGGCGUCCUCAACGAAGCGCAAGCCAGAGAGCGACACGGAGGCUAUGGACACCGCCUCCGACCCACUCGAGGAGAUGCGCGAGUACCAGGCCAAGACCGAGAGGGACAUGAAGGGUAUGGUCGAGAGUCAAUUUCAAAAGAUGAUGGCCAUGAUCCAAGGGGUGAUGGCCUCGCAGGCGUCGCAGCAGGAGGCGCUCGAGCGGGCCACGACCACCGUAAAAGAGCAGAUGACGGCGAUCGCGACCGCCCAGGGACAGGCGCAGGAGGCCAGCCGAAUGAUCAGGGCCAUAGCGCAGGGCAGCUCGAGCAGCAAGGCGGACCAGGUCAAGGUCACAGCCGCUGCAAUCGACUCUCCCCCCAAGGCGGAGGCCAGGGCACCGCAGGCUCGGGAGGUUCCACAACGGCCAGUGCCGUCGGGGCAUCCUUCGUCACUGGGCCAGCAGAUGACCGAGCCACAGCCUCAGAGCCCACCACCUCUCGCAGCGGGGGCGCCGCCAGGAGUGGCUCCAACAGCGUGGGCCUACAUUGGGACAGCACCUCUCGACGGGACGAGUGCGCCGGCGGCGAUGGCCUCCCAGGCGAUGCUGCACCAGCAGGCGGCAGCCAACGCGGGGGCGCCACAGCCGACGAGGUCACCAGCGCUAGGAGGCUAUCCGACAUAUGGUCCCCCUGUCGAGCAGAAGAAGGACGCAGUGACUCCUCCCCGCAAUCCGGAUCGCCUCUUCACUGCGGACGAGAUGCCGAUCGGCUCCACGGGGACGCUGACCACGGAGGCCAGCAUUUCACUCCCGGGCACGGACCUGGCAGCCCCGCCAACGGCAGCAGUCGGUCCCUACGGCAAGGGCAACAACAAGGGCAAGAGUACUCCCUCACGCAAGCCAGAGAACGGAGACCCGUGGACGCCGGGCCCGGAGGAGAAGGCCGCCGAGAAGCGGCGCCAGGAAUACCACGAGUGGAAGGAGGCCGGGUGGAAGACCUUCCACAACGGCCGCUG
Molecule: messenger RNA, 3137 nt
Organism: Prorocentrum cordatum
Lineage: Eukaryota; Dinophyceae; Prorocentrales; Prorocentraceae
Source: the annotation of a GenBank genome assembly